Piliocolobus tephrosceles (Ugandan red Colobus) is the source of this 1559-nucleotide messenger RNA. RefSeq names its product FERM domain-containing protein 5. Gene Ontology annotation, molecular function: cytoskeletal protein binding. Gene Ontology annotation, cellular component: cytoskeleton. NCBI's taxonomy places the organism in Eukaryota, Metazoa, Chordata, Mammalia, Primates, Cercopithecidae. The transcript is spliced from 14 exons. Bases 216 to 1559 code for a protein of 447 amino acids. Gene Ontology annotation, biological process: actomyosin structure organization. The record is from RefSeq and is a predicted model, not a curated record.
CGGCGCUUGAUCUGGGCUGGGGGGAGGCGGUGGCGGCUGAAGGAAGGAGGAGGAUAAGGAGGAGGAACGAGGCCAGCAGGAGGCACCGGCAGCGACGGGGCCGGGGUGAUGUUGCAGGUGCCCGGGGUCGGUGCGGAGCUGCGGGGCUGAGGGACGCCUGGUUCAGGGUCCGCAGCGUCGCCGCGUCGCUCCCGGGCGGGCAGGCGGGCGGGAAGAUGCUGAGCAGGUUGAUGAGCGGCAGCAGCAGGAGCCUGGAGCGCGAGUACAGCUGCACCGUGCGGCUGCUGGACGAUAGCGAGUACACCUGCACCAUCCAGAGAGAUGCCAAAGGCCAGUACCUGUUUGACCUUCUUUGCCACCACCUGAACCUACUUGAGAAAGACUAUUUUGGUAUCCGCUUUGUAGACCCAGAUAAGCAGCGGCAUUGGCUGGAAUUUACCAAGUCUGUGGUGAAGCAAUUGAGAUCCCAGCCUCCAUUCACCAUGUGCUUCCGUGUGAAGUUUUAUCCUGCAGACCCUGCUGCUCUGAAAGAAGAAAUAACCAGGUAUUUAGUCUUCCUCCAGAUCAAAAGGGAUCUCUACCACGGCCGACUCCUCUGUAAAACAUCGGAUGCUGCCUUGUUAGCAGCUUACAUCCUUCAAGCGGAGAUUGGGGAUUAUGACUCAGGGAAACACCCUGAAGGCUACAGCUCCAAGUUCCAGUUUUUCCCUAAACAUUCAGAGAAGCUGGAAAGGAAAAUUGCCGAGAUUCACAAGACAGAACUCAGUGGUCAAACACCAGCAACAUCAGAGCUGAACUUCUUAAGAAAAGCACAGACAUUGGAAACAUAUGGAGUGGAUCCUCACCCAUGUAAGGACGUGUCAGGAAAUGCUGCAUUUCUGGCCUUCACUCCUUUUGGGUUUGUUGUUCUUCAAGGAAACAAGAGGGUCCACUUCAUUAAAUGGAAUGAGGUGACCAAGCUGAAAUUUGAAGGAAAGACUUUCUAUUUAUACGUAAGUCAGAAAGAGGAAAAGAAGAUUAUUCUUACAUAUUUUGCUCCAACUCCUGAAGCAUGUAAGCACCUCUGGAAAUGUGGAAUCGAGAACCAAGCCUUCUACAAGCUGGAGAAGUCAAGCCAAGUCCGCACAGUGUCCAGCAGCAAUUUAUUCUUUAAAGGGAGCCGGUUCCGAUACAGCGGCCGAGUUGCAAAGGAAGUCAUGGAGUCAAGUGCUAAGAUCAAACGGGAGCCACCGGAAAUACACAGAGCAGGGAUGGUUCCCAGCCGGAGCUGUCCCUCCAUAACCCAUGGCCCAAGGCUGAGCAGCGUCCCCAGGACCCGCAGAAGAGCUGUUCACAUCUCCAUCAUGGAAGGUGAGCAUGAGCUUCUUGAGGUGACCACUGGGGUCCUCCAAGUUGUGAUCUGGGACCUUGAAAAGGACUUUGAAAAGAGGCUAAUUUACAUGAGUGACAGCAGCACGUCUCUUGGGGAAAAGGACCUCCAGUGGCAAGUCCUGACAAGCACAGCUGACCCUAACUGCCCACCCCAACCAGGGAGGAAGGGGCUGCGAGGGAUGCGAUGA